AUGCCUUCUUCGAUGCUCUUCGCUCCUCCCUUCCUCCUCGCCUGCUGCGGCUCCUUCCUCUACGCUGGAGACUGGAGGAGCCCGGACGAGGCAGCUGGAGUCGACUCAACCAAGGCGGCCCCAAAGACGACUCCGGUUCCUACGACUGGUCCUCUCUCGACGUCCUCGCUCGAUCCGAGGCGCCCGAGGCGGGACGACGCCGUGGCUCGACCCGCCGGUGGGAAGGACGACCCCGGCGCCCGCACGACCUCACGCCCGGACGCAGGGGACAGACAGAGGGACAGUCCUUCCCCCCCUUCGCCAGACGACCGAAGGACGCCCUCGCGCCCCGGGGGAGGAGGAGGCAGCCCCCGCCCCUUCCGCCGCGUCGAGAGGGGACAGGGCGGGUCCCGACGUCCUGAUCAGGGUGCCCUCGCGGGGCGUCAACGGCUUCGCCCGCUCGAGGAACCUGGUGCAGAUCCACGUCUUCGAGGGCGGCCUCCCCAGCGGGUUCGACCGGACGUCCGAGCCAGACGCCGGCCGCCCGGACGCGAGGGGGGCGCGGGCGGAGGCGCAGGAGGGCGUGGAGGACGAGCCUGCGAAGGACGCCUCGCCCACGCGGGAGGGGAGGAGGAGGCGCUGCCCUGA
Messenger RNA from Penaeus vannamei (Pacific white shrimp), 627 nucleotides. NCBI's taxonomy places the organism in Eukaryota, Metazoa, Arthropoda, Malacostraca, Decapoda, Penaeidae. The record is from RefSeq and is a predicted model, not a curated record.